AUGUCUUCUGAGAGAAGAAGCCUCCAGGCCGUGGAGGGAAACGCCUCUCUCCGGCCUGCGUCCGACAACGCUCGCACACCGACGCCUUCGCCCGCCAUCAUUGUCCGCGACUUCGAGAACACCAUUGUCUACGACCAUAAUCACGAUCACGAUGAUGACAAUGUCGAUCCGCUAUCCCCUCGCGUCCGUCGGGGCACCUGGACGAAAGAAAUCAGCGACCACAGAACCGCUUCGCCGCCCAGUUCCGUCAAAGCCUUUGCCGCAUCCCGACGUCGCUCGCGGCGCAACACAUUCAGCAGCGAGGCCAGGUCCGAGUUCGAGGAGCAUCUGGCUCGGAUUGGGUCCAUUUCAGAGGCUCGAAGCAUCUCUCCAGGCCAGGAGGUCAGACAUCCGAGUGUUGCGCCCGUUGACGAUGCCGGCAUCCACCUUCCCGACAUCGAAGAUCGCGACGAGUACCGUGACGAUGCCGAUGGAGAAUACGCAAAAGAGAAGGAACAGCUCUGUAUCGACUUCGAAUUCCUCGAACAGUUUAUGCACGCCGAACAGGGAGCACACAUGAAUCAUCGCUUGUCUUCGGAUGCCACACCCAGAGUCUUCUCUGACCUGCGCAGGUCUCAGUCUGGCAAUGAGAAGUUCACGACCAACUCUGAGGGCGACUUGAUUCACACGCAAAUGCCUGGCUCGCCGGAUUUCGAGGAGAAGAAGAAGCCUUCCAUCAUACCGCCGGCACAGAUAGAAAGAUCCCGCUUCACUUUCUGCUCGUCUUCGUCGGAUUCAACGCUUUCUGCGUCUGAGCUGGUCGAUCUGGUCCCAUGCGGCGAGACUAUACGCAGUCUAUUCGAGCAGUCGGUGGAUGAUGAUGGUUCAUGGUGGCUCAACUGCACGAACGUGACGAGGGCCGAAGUCCAGGGACUUGGAAAAGCCUUUGGAAUCCAUCCCUUGACGGUCGAGGAUAUAAUUACAAAUGAGCCGCAUGAGAAGGUCGAGCUGUUCAAUUCCUACUAUUUUGCCUCGUUCCAGUCCUUCCAUGCCGUGGAAGAGGAUGACGGCAUUGAGUACCAGGGUUUCAGCAUUUAUCUCCUCAUCUUUCGGCAGGGCGUGCUGAGCUUCAGCUUUGUUCCCAACGCCCAUGCGUCUUACGUCCGGAAUAAAAUGAUGGCUUUGAAGGGGUCCGUCUCGGUGAGCAGCGACUGGAUCUGCUACGCGAUUGUUGAUCACAUCGUGGACCAGUUUGGCCCCGUCAUCAGACGAAUGGAAGCCGAAGUAGACUCCAUCGAUGACGAUGUCUUCAUCAUGCGGGACGAUGACAAGAACACGAUCCUCAAGCGGAUUGGACAAGCACGGAAGAACUGCAUGGCCCUGUUCCGCCUCUUGGCAGGCAAGGCGGACGUCCUGGGAGGAUUCACGAAACGAUGCAACGAGAACUAUCCCAUGGCGCCUCGGAUGGAUAUCGGCAUGUAUCUGAGCGACAUCCAGGACCACGUCGUCACCAUGACCUCCAACAUUAGCCACUUCGAGACCAUCCUCGCUCGCGCCCACAGCAAUUAUCUCGCGACGCUCUCGAUCAGCAACCACUCCCAGGCACACAUGACCAACCGUGUACUUAACAAAGUGACGCUUCUAGCAGGAGUCUUUGUGCCUCUGCAGCUCGUGAGCUCUUUGUUCGGCAUGAAUGUGCCCGUGCCCUGGGCUGGCUCGGCAAGCGACAACCUGGCACCUUUUUUCGGUAUCACGGGCUUCAUGCUGGGCUUUGCCUUGCUCUUUGUGGCUGUUGCUCGGUUCUUGAGGUUCCUGUAA
This is a messenger RNA of Clonostachys byssicola, 1797 nucleotides long. The record is from the annotation of a GenBank genome assembly. NCBI's taxonomy places the organism in Eukaryota, Fungi, Ascomycota, Sordariomycetes, Hypocreales, Bionectriaceae.